GUCAAAAAGUUACACAAGCCCGGGAUGAGGUUGUACAACAGGACGGUUUUACAACCUUAAACGAGGCUGCACGCCCACAGUCACUUGUACCGGUCACACCUGAGCUUUCAUAAGAGGUCUUAUUACAGAUACAGAUAUUCAACCUAUUGGGUGAAUCAUUUGACAGACUCGUCCACGCCGUCUCGCCUUCUGGACUAAAACCGUAAAAGAAACGCGCUUUUUUUCGUUUUUCACUAGCGUCUUUGAGUGACCAUACACUAUUGGGAAUAUACCAGUAUGUUAAUGUGAUUGUCUCGUCGUCGCAACAACAAAAAACAAGCAACCCUCAGCUGUAUGACUGUCGCAGGCUCCGCUGCUUUUAUACCGCUCACAUUGGGGACAAUUGUAGCCUGAGAAGUGUUGAUCUCCCAAACAAACCUUUCAGCCAUGGAGUUGAGUUCGGUGAUUUUAACGACCGGGGGCUCCUUCGGAUUUUUUAGACUAGUCAACGCUGGAGCAGGAAAGCUCCCUAUGCCUGAAUCUGCGCGCAGGAACGCAUGGAAAUGGAGAAAUAUCUGUGUAUCCUUCGUGCACAGUUUCAUCACUGCGAUAUGGGCAGUGCUUUGCUUCUACCGUCACCCACAGAUGGCUGAAGAUUUGAUAGAAACUCACUCUGAGUUUUCUCAUGCUUUGGUGUCGUUUUCCAUCGGUUACUUCAUCUAUGACUUCUUUGACAUGGUGAUGAACCAGAAGUUGAGUCAGUCCUGGGAGCUUCUCUUUCAUCACUUGGUGGUGAUCACCUGUUUCGGCCUCUCGGUGCUGUCCUGCCGCUAUGUGGGGUUUGCCGUGGUGGCCCUGUUGGUGGAGAUAAACUCUGUGUUCCUCCACCUCAGGCAAACCCUGCGUAUGGCCAACAUUGCCACAGGCACCCUGUACCGGGUCAACAGCAUGAUCAACCUGGGCACAUACGUGGUGUUCCGCAUCAACACGCUGGCCUGGAUGACCCGCUGGCUGGUGCUCAACAGGGACAAGGUGCCCCUCCUGGCCUACACGCUGGGCAGUGUGGGUAUGGCCAUCAUGACGGCCAUGAACAUUGUUCUGUUUUAUCGGCUCCUCAGGAGCGAUUUUUUGAAGAGCAGCACCCGGGAGACCAAGAAAGAGAAGGAGAUGGAUUAGAGAUGGAUUAGAUUCAUAAACAUGCCCGUUACUGUUAACACAGAGAUUUGGUACCGUUUUGCUUGUGUGUGUGUGUGUGUGAUAUUCUCAAAGAGAGAUCCUUCUAUCUCUCAUACAUUCAUACAAACUGUAAUCAUUUGACUUCACUUCAAACACAGAUCACACACAGCCAUUAUGUUAAAAAGCUACAUUUAGUUGUAGUUUUAAUUUUAGGCUUCUGUAUCUGUGUGUGUGGUACAGUCAUCUUCAAGUGCCACUAGUGGCUCACUAAUGGUACAAGGAGGAUUCUUCAUAUCAACAAGGUAAAUGCCUUACUGUCCCACAGGGACAGGGCACUUUCUUAAGAUAAACCCACCAACUGUCAUAUUAUAUCAAUAGAAAACAUGGAACUAGUAUAAAAUAUCUUUAGUUAUAUCAUAAGAAUAGCCUUAUUGUUUAUAUAUAAAAUAUUUUUUUGUUUUAACUUACUGUCGUGGGUUAUUCAAAAUAACCUUUUUUACAACUGAGUAAAAUCUCUUUUUUCACCAAAUCUCCUCAACUAAAAAACACCUGCUACCUCAGAAAGCUUGGUAUCAAUUAGUUGCCUCUUUCUAACACAAGCUUUGCUCUCAAAGUUUGGCAGGUUCUUUGAUAUUAAAGAAGAAAAACAUAAACACAAAAUAUGUAUAUUUAAAGAUUACAUUUGUUUGUAGAGUAAGGCUGUCCUGGUAAUCCCAACCCUGACUUGGGGAGAGAAUAGGUUGAAGAAUAACUACUAAAUACUUUCAAGUGGCAUUUAAAUAAAACGGAUCAGAUUUUACUUUGAUGACCUAAAACAGCAAAUUUGGUUGUUGGUUGUCGACAUUUUAUGCCUUGCUUAACUUUAUUAUAACAUUUAGGAACAAUUAUUCAUACAAGCGUGAACAAAUUGGCAGGUUUAACAUUCCUUAUAAUUAUAAUAAAACCAAAUUGAGUAGAUUCUGACUUCAGUGGCUCAUGGAUAAAUAACAAUAGCAAAAGAGAGAGAGGUUGCUGUAUUUGUGAGUUCACUUGAAGUCUGUAAAAUGACACAAAAACAAGAUAAGCUUAACAACAACAGAUAUUGCUGCAGUGCAAACUGAAAUGAUUGUAAGUGUUCCUUUAGUGGUCUGUGAUGGUGUAUAGUCUGCAGUAGGAGCUUUCAGACAGGCAGAAGUUGUUGUUCUUCAUUUGGCCAAUGGAGGGCAGCACACUUCUCAGCAUCACCCCAGCGAUAUCAAUGCACACCACAACACCAGAGGUGUCUUUACUUCGUAACCUCUUUCUGUAUCUGUGCUUCCUGCCUUAAAUUCGAAGUUGUCAAUAAGCUUAAAUAGAUGCAGAGAAAUUCCAGAGGUUGGUGUUGGAACAAGCGUGUCUUAGAUGUGUGAAUACAGCAAACUGAUUACACAUGGCUGCCUACUCUUACUGCUCACAUCACAGCAUUAUGGUCUUUAAAUGGCAUGGAAACAUGUUAUGCCAUUUAUGUUUUGUGUUUUUGCUUUUUUUAUGUAUAUUAAUUGUUUGGGAGAUUAAAUUGUGUAUAUUUGUAAUUUAUUUGUAAUAAAAAAGAAGUGUGGUGGUUGUGGUGUAAAGAUAAGGUGAA
Molecule: messenger RNA, 2758 nt
Organism: Micropterus salmoides (largemouth bass)
Lineage: Eukaryota; Metazoa; Chordata; Actinopteri; Centrarchiformes; Centrarchidae
Gene: tlcd2
Product: TLC domain containing 2
Exons: 4
Coding region: 427-1155 (242 amino acids)
Biological process (GO): regulation of membrane lipid distribution; phospholipid homeostasis; membrane assembly
Cellular component (GO): plasma membrane
Source: RefSeq, a predicted model, not a curated record